This is a messenger RNA of Fusarium verticillioides 7600, 2147 nucleotides long. RefSeq names its product 4-aminobutyrate aminotransferase. Gene Ontology annotation, biological process: GABA catabolic process. The transcript has 3 exons. The record is from RefSeq and is a predicted model, not a curated record. Gene Ontology annotation, molecular function: pyridoxal phosphate binding. The coding region runs from base 396 to 1904 and encodes 502 amino acids. Gene Ontology annotation, cellular component: mitochondrion. NCBI's taxonomy places the organism in Eukaryota, Fungi, Ascomycota, Sordariomycetes, Hypocreales, Nectriaceae.
GCUUGGUCAAUUUCUUGAGAGCGAAUGCGGGGAAAAGAAACAUUUUUUGUGGUAGGCGUAGCUUUCAGUUGUAGGUAGACGGACUGGGACAUCAUGACUAAGGCGCCUGUCUUCCGGUGUUUGGGCAGGUGAGGUGAGAGCCGGAUCCGAGUAAGGACCCUUCCUUUCCUUUCGUUAGGUUCUGAAGUGAGUGAUACAUUAUAAAAAGCUGACGACAACCUCCCUCCCUUCUCUCCCCUCCUCUUCCGUAUCUCCCAUCUGUGUGACAUCCUCAUACCUGCAAAGCUUCUACCUUAGCUUGACAAGAGCAUACCACAGUUCCAAUUCACACCUUGCCUUACGGUCGAAGCAUUCUAUAAAACAUUCACACUCUUCAUCAAUUGCAAUUCUUAGUCAUGUCGGCUUUCCGCGCUGGCAUGGCCGCCCGGCCUGCUGUCCAAGCUGCCCGAGCUGCACCUUGCCGAUCUUUCGCUACUUCGCGCAGCAUGCGCAUGGCUGCUGUCUCUGAGAAGACCUUCUUCGCUGGCGAGCCAGAGGCCCCUACGGUCAAGACAGCUAUUCCUGGCCCCAAGACCAAGAGUCAUAUGGAUGAGCUCACCAAGGUCUUUGAUACUCGGAGCGCAAACAUGCUUGUCGACUAUACCAAGAGCAAGGGCAACUACAUUGCCGACCCCGAUGGCAACGUGCUUCUCGAUGUCUUUGCCCAGAUUGCUUCAAUUGCAGUCGGCUAUAACAACCCUGCCCUUCUCAAUGCCGCCUCCAGCCCUGAGAUGGUAAACGCCAUUGUCAACCGACCUGCCCUCGGAGCCUUCCCCUCUCAUGACUGGGCCGAUCUUCUCAAGUCCAGUCUUCUUACUGUUGCCCCCAAGGGUCUGGAUAAUGUCUUCACUGCCAUGGCUGGCUCGGAUGCGAACGAGACUGCCUACAAGGCCGCCUUUAUGUGGCGCCGACAGCAGGAGCGUGGUGGCCCUGAGGUUGAUUUCAGCACCAAGGAACUUGACAGCGCUAUGGAUAACCACGCCCCCGGAAGCCCUGAUCUUUCUAUUCUUUCUUUCAAGACCGGCUUCCACGGUCGUCUCUUUGGAUCGCUUUCUACUACCCGCUCCAAGGCUAUCCACAAGGUCGACAUCCCUGCUUUCGACUGGCCUCAAGCGACUUUCCCCAAGCUCAAAUAUCCUCUCGAGGAGAACGUGGAGGAGAACAAGAAGAUCGAGCAAGCCAGUCUCGAUGAGGUCGAGCACCUUAUCAAGAACUGGCACCUACCUCCUUGCGCCGUUGUCGUCGAGCCAGUCCAGAGUGAAGGCGGUGACAAUCACGCCUCGCCCGACUUCUUCCGCAAGCUGCGAGCCCUGACCAAGAAGCAUAACAUUCUGCUUAUUGUCGACGAAGUCCAGACUGGCAUCGGCGCUACUGGCAAGUUCUGGGCUCAUGAGCACUGGAACCUCGAGACACCCCCUGAUAUCGUGACCUUCUCCAAGAAGGCUCAAGCUGCCGGUUUCUACUAUGGCGACCCUGCUAUCCGCCCCAACAAGCCUUACAGACAGUUCAAUACAUGGAUGGGUGACCCUGCUCGUGCCAUCCUCUUCAAAGCCAUUGUCGAUGAAAUCAACAAGAACGACCUCGUCAACCACACCGCACGAGUUGGUGAUCGCCUCUUCAAGGACCUCGAGUCUCUUAGCAAGAAAUACCCCGGUCAGAUCGAGAACCUGCGUGGCAAGGGUCAAGGUACAUUCAUUGCCUUCGACAGCCCCAAGCGUGACCAGUUCCUAGGAGAGGCCAAGAAACUGGGUGUGAACAUCGGUGGCAGUGGCGCCAGCGCCGUUCGUCUGCGACCUAUGCUCAUCUUCCAGCAGAAGCACGCUGAUAUCCUUGUGGACACAAUUGAGAAGAUUGUUAAGCAGUAAAAGGGGGUAUAAGAGGAAUAUCAAAAUGACCAUUUAAGGACAGUGGAGUUUGGGAUUAUCUGAAUAAAUCAGGAAAUGUUUUUAGCGAAGACCUAGGAGAUCCAGAUAUUUAUUUUGUCUCGAAGCCGAAAUCUGGAAUGGACUGGGCACAUUUGAUUGGGUGUUGUGAAGCCAAGGAUAAUGAGGGUUAAUACAAUCAACAUAAGCGUCUUGCUCUUUUUCAUGCACUUGCAUCUGUCUGAG